This is a messenger RNA of Vitrella brassicaformis, 2337 nucleotides long. Lineage: Eukaryota; Vitrellaceae. The record is from the annotation of a GenBank genome assembly.
UCAAACCAGCUGCCAGCGCGUACCACUUGUAGGCCUGCACAAUCCAGGGCCCACAUCAAUAUGACACGCACAGCCGAAGAAACUUCAAACCUCUCUUCUUACAAACUGGGUUUGAAUGGACGAGGAGCUUCUAAAAGAUGCAUGCAGACAAGAAAUGAGGCCUUGUCGAUUUAUGGCGGUUCGGGCACCUCCAAGUGGCCAUGCAAUUUCCCCAUGCACUGGCAAGUAGGCUAUGGCAUUGUGUUGGACAUCCUGAUAUGACCAAUACAGACAUUCGUUGGCGGUAUGGCAUGCAAUCAGACAUCGAUUCGUAGGCUUUCUUACGAUGACUCUGAGUUGUGUCAUGCUGUAAAUCAUGGGUGGGAUAUGGAUGACGUUAUUGAACAUCAGAGUGAUGUAUGAGAGUUCACGAAGCUCGUUUAUCCAUGGGGGGAUGGAACUGCAACCACAGGCAGAGAUACAGAGAGAAAGUAAGGAUCAGUGCAUAGUACACGCUCUGUGCUAGAACCCAAGACGUGAGCUUCAUAUUUACCGGACGUCUGCCAGCUGAAACCCGAGGGUUCGGAGUUUGUGCUGCAGCCGAAUGCCCUUCGGUAUCUCGGUGAUAUUGGAUAUGAAGUACUUGUAGGACUUCGAUGAAUGAGUAUCGCCCACAAACCCGAAAAUAACAGCCUGGCACAAGACAACACAACAGGGGAAAGCAACACAGAGACACAAAGAAGCAGACUAACGGUUGAUUCUGUCAUCUUGCUGUAUUGUAGUUUUUUCUCACCUCUAGUGUAGUAUAAUGAUCGAGUCCUUCGAUGAAUUGCAUGGUGGCGCUAUAGUCAUUCAGUGUGAGCUCCUAGAUAUGCCGUAAUAUCUGUCAUUCGCCAUACCAGGCUCAUCCAGUGAGUCAGACAUAAAACUCGACUCCGACACGUACCUGCAGUCACAAGGAAGCUUCGUCCUGCUGGCUCCGAGGACUGGAUAAGUCCGGUAAGAGCAGAACUGAUGUCCUGGAAGUGUGGGACAGAUGACGCCGCCACGCCAUCGUUGAGACACUUGUAAGAGGGUGAAGGCGAAGAGAAACAGCAUCAGGAGUAUGGAUGCUGGCCAUAUCACAGUCUUCUCAAUGCAGAUGACUCGCGUCGAUCGGCCAGAAGGUGGCGCAUAAAAGGCGGACAGCUGCUUUCGGAGGCGAAAUUCAACUCUUUCGUCUCCUUUGGACAGAUCAUUUCCAUGAGCGCGGUGAGUUGCGGAUGGAGACGCUGAAUUGCCUGACUCUCGUAAGCCCUCCUUUUCGCCGAGGACCUCCUCUUCUUGUGCCCCUUCGUUUUCGUCGCCUUCAUGUGUGCCGUUGUCUUCUCUUUUUGGCUCAUCUUGUAUGGCAUCAGUUAGCUGUUGCGUAAUAUCAUACGUGCCGUUAUCUUGCUGUGCUGGCCGAUGCUCAUCUGUCAUAUCAAAGUCCACUACAUGGAUGUAGAAGUCGGCCACACGGAUGCGCGGCUCUUCAGCUUCGGACGUUUGUGACGAAGCCGACCGCAGGAUGGUGGAGAAAGCCACCGAGUCAACCCUUGCCACUGCGGUCUCGUCAAAUGCAGCGAACUUCUCUGCCAUUCCGUCGGUCUCCUGAACAUUGCCGUCUGCCCUUUGGGAAUCGUUCAAUUCCCAGUCUCCAUUGUCGGGAUCGCCGAGAUUGACCAUGGCUGCUCGUGGGGACUCUUCGACAUGGCCUUGACGAUCAGUCUGGUCGGUCCCCUCUUUCAGGUACUUGGAUCGCAUCUGCUCACGGCUCCUCUUCCAGUCGGUAUAGCGUUUGAGGGUAAGAAGUGCAUCGAUGGCACGAAGCUCGAACAAAGCCAACAACAGGGGGCAAUACGCUGCCAAGAACUGCAGCCAUCCUCAAUUACAGAUAGACAACUGAUCAACGUAUCGUGAUACUUACUUGAAGCACAUUGUGCGUCCGAAGGGAUACAAACAUGCCGAUCGACCAGGUCACUUUCCAUUGAAAUCGUCCCACCUCCAAGAGCCCAGCUGAUGAAAGCAUCAGGUGCACCGAAUAAAGCAGGUUGAUCCCCAAAGACGUGAAAAUGGCCCAGCCCUGCAUACAUGGAUGGAUGAAUUGAAGAAACAAUCUUUUCAUGCAUGUAUCCAUCCAUUUUACUCUCUUCUUCCGGGCGUGCACAAUAAUGAUCAGGAGUGAAUGGAUGAACAUGAGAAGGGACAACAGAAAAUGAGACAGCCACGGUUGUGCGGGCAGGUCCUGUAGAAUAAAACACCAUGCAGCGGGGCAGAAAGCGGAUACAUCUCGACUCCUCUUACUUUUGAGCCAAACAGAUCCCAGCCACCAAGCAU